This is a messenger RNA of Mobula hypostoma (lesser devil ray), 4615 nucleotides long. RefSeq names its product lamina-associated polypeptide 2-like. The transcript is spliced from 7 exons. Lineage: Eukaryota; Metazoa; Chordata; Chondrichthyes; Myliobatiformes; Myliobatidae. Gene Ontology annotation, molecular function: DNA binding. The coding region runs from base 35 to 1012 and encodes 325 amino acids. The record is from RefSeq and is a predicted model, not a curated record.
CCUUAUUCAAUAAUAAAAGAACUAUUUGGCGCCUAUGUUGAAUAUGUCGGAUACUUGGGAAAAUCGGGAUCCGAAUCAGUUAACUAAAGGCAGACUGAAGAGUGAAUUAAUUGCUCAUAACGUACCUUUACCGCGAAGGGAGCAGAAGAAAGAGGUUUACGUUCAGCUCUAUUUAAAACACAUUACUUCUAAGAAUAAGUCAGAAUUGAGGGCGGAUUUUUCCAGCGACGAGGAGGAUUCUUCAGAAGUUAAAAGCACCGAACUUUCCAAAUUGACGAAGAGUACAGGUAAUUAUACAAAUAUGAAUGUCAUGCAACUGAGCGAUGAAGACUUGAAAGAGCAACUUGUGAAAUAUGGAGUUACACCUGGUCCAAUUGUGGGAUCUACUAGGACAGUUUAUGAGAAGAAGCUCAUGAAGUUGAUGGGACAGCGUUCAGCUGUGCCCCCACCCAAGCAAAAUGGAACUGGUGAUAUUGACCAAUACUCAGAUAGUGAAGAGGAAGAAGAUUUUCCUCCUGAGAGCUCCACACAGAGCAAAAUUGGUACUUCAUAUGUACUUCAUGAUGUACACAGUACAUCAAAAGUCACUGUCACUGAUGCAAGAAAAUCAAGACAAAUAAAGGAAGCAGAUGUGUUGACUCCAAUGUUUCCGGAUGAAAUGAGCACUCCAGCAGGAAUCAGUGCAAUGCGGCGCCGACCAAUCAAAGGAGCAGCAGGUCGACCAAUUCAAUAUAAUUUUGAUGAUCUGGUGACGCGGGCUGCAAUGAGAAGCACCUACAAGGAGAAAAGCAACUUCUCAGGUGCAAGUGAGAACACCCCAGUGCAGCGCCUUGUGCCAAUGUGGCUGCGGAUCCUCUUGUUCAUCAUUGUGUUGCUAAUCCUUUUUCUCGUCUAUCAAGCGAUGGAAAGUAAUCAGGAGAAUCCUUUCGCAUCUUUCCUGGAGCAAGCUAGCAACCAAGUAUCUCAGCCAGAUCAUGGGGAUGCUAAAUCAACAUCAAACAGUGAAGCAUGAAGAAUAUGGAGCAGAUGUACGUGGAGAAUGGCAUUAGUCUCUGAAUUAGGCGGUUUAAAGUAGUGAAGUCUUUUUGAGCUUUGCUGCUUUAAAAGUAACUGAGGGCCCUACCAUGUUAACCAGUACAUUAAGUGCCCGUACGUUUGUACAAAAAGCCUCAAAUACAGGCCCCUGCACUCAGUCACCCCACAGGCCCAUUUCCCUUUGUUAAACAAUGAUGAAGCAAUUGAAUUUGUAAUGGGUGGAAACAGAAGGCUUGACUAAUGUGCUCAAACUAAAUUUGAGAAAGAAAUGACUAGAUGAAUUUAAUGUGUUCUGUAGUGCCUGCCUGGUCAUCUAAUUAACGUGACACUAAAGUUAUUGAAGUACCCAGGUGAUGGGUUAAGUUACAAUGUCAGUACUCCUCGAAGGUAGAGAUAUUAGUUUUAUGUUUAUCAAGUUCAUUGUUAAACGAUUCCUUUCAAAUUAUAAUAUCCAAUCUGCCAUUUACUUGCAUCCACUGACUUCCUGUUUUGGUCAUUCUGUGGGGUUUCUUUGGACAGGAAAAUCUGAAGUUAGAAUGUUUUUAUUUUGAAUAUUGCAUGUGUAUCAUUGCUGGCAUGACACAUAAGAAUGGCAAUUCUAUUUGUAGCUUUGUACCAGCUUGUGUAUUCUUAAGGCAAAGUAGUUUUUUUUAUAUAAGUGGGUUAAAUUAUCGAAACUUCAUGCUCUUUCAGAGAUUUAUUAAAUUUAUGUAUGUGAAUCUCUUAACAGGGAUAUUAAAGCUGUUUGUUCAGACAGACCUUGACCGCUAAUACAUUUAUGAAUAUCAAAACCAUUGCAAUUUUAAUUUAACUCUAAACAACUUAUUUAUUGCAUGGUUUAAUUGAAAAUUAUUAGUCAAGUGUAUAUAUUUUUACAUGUCUUUCAUUUAUUAACCAUUUAACAUAGUAGAAGCAGUUUGUCCAUUUUAGCAGUUCCUUUUUACACACACAAUAUUAAAAUCCCAGUUCAGGAUGUGCUUUUAUUUUACAAGCUUUUGGCCUCUUUUGCUUGACUUAUCAGUUGAUGAACAGAAUAUUCUGUCUAUCUCUUGAGCUGUUGAUCUCUAUUUUUGUAACUUUCUGGAAUAAACAUAACAAACUACUUUUAUCCUUGUAGCAUCAGGAUUAAUUAAUGUUAAUGUAGGUGACUGAAAAUAAGAAAUAAGCAAAAGAUGUUACUAAAUACUUAAAGCACUGUAGCAGGUCAGUGAGAAAAUAAUUGUCACCUGUCUAUUUGUACCCCUUUCCAAAAAUGGCUAUAUAGUAAUAGAUACUUGAAUAUAUAUAUAUAUAUAUAGAGUAGAAAUUCACAGCACAAUACAAGACCAUUCAACCAGUUCUCACCAAUGUUUCCAUUAAACUUCCAGUUAAGGUGUGCCAGGACACUGGAAAAAAUGAACAUUCACCACCUUUAUCCUUGGCCGAUUUUUAGAAACUCCACUUGUUUUAAAGAGAGAGUUGUUGUUUAUUUUGAAAGCAUAUGAUUAUAUACAAAUUCUGUGUUAUGGGUUUAAUUACAGCACUUUGCUUUCAGUUAAAAUCUGAAGCCAUAUCAAAGUUCAAAUCAGAUCUCAAUUUGGACAGUCUUGUAGAGAAGUUAGUUUCCAGUAAGAGUUCCCCUUCUGGGAAACUGUGUAAGACCCUGGAAUCUUUAAACUCCUAUAGUUUAAUAUCCUAAUAUUAAUGGAUAAGGCAUUAGUCAGCCUGAUGUCUUGAGCUUUUGUUCUUCAGAGAGUUAUGUAUUGCCAAGUAGCAUGGAUGUUGAGGGCACUGGGUUUAAGAGGUAUUUUUGUUUGGGGUUUCUAGUCGUGGUACACAGUCAUAUGCAGCAUAGGGAUGUAAGGUUUACCAGAACUGAUCUCUCUCCAAAGUAUUCAUGUACAUUUUGCCUUGUAUAAAUUUUCAUGAUCUCAUUAACACAUACUGGUUCUUUGCAUGUCUGUGCAAAAUGUGAAAUUAAGAACAAUACAUUUCCAUUUUUGAAGACUGUUUGAUAUUAGUAAACCAAGAUACAGCACUCAUUGGGGCUUCCUGCUUUAGUUUUUAAAAUUUCCUGUUUUUCUGGGUUUCCUUCCCACCAAAUAACUUUUUGCUAAUAUUGACGAACAACUUUUAUCCACAAGUUAAGCUGAUAUUUUACCAGCUUGAAAAUAAAUUUAACAUUCAUGACUGCAUGUGCAUCUUGUGUAAAGUGGUCGAACUUCAUAUUUCCAAAUUAUCAUUCCAAGUAUUUAAAAAUUGAUUUAAAAAUGAACUAAAACCUGCCCUUUUUAGGAAGUGCUUUUAGAACAACAAUUUUGAAAGGUUUCUUUGUUUUUCAAAAAAAUAUUUAAUUUCCCCUCAAUGAGACAACUAUUAUAACUCAUGUUAAUGAUGCAUGGUAUAAAUAAUGCACAUUGAACUUUGGAUACAGCUUUAUAUGCUAGAGGCAUGGCAACUUCAUUGUUAAUCCUAAAAUCUUUAUUCUUUACUUCACAUCCUUUUGUGAUUUGUGUGAAUUUGUUUUCUUUACAGUAUGUAUUGAAUACUACUAAAUUUUUAAUUGUAAAAUAGUUUUAACUAUGGCUUAUUUAGAUUUUGUAGCCAAUUUAGAAAGAAAGUACUAGUUGACUGCUGGAAACAAGAUCCUUUGAAGUUGGCUUUUUUAAGUUACCCAGAUCAAUUUUAAUUCAUGGUGAGCUGUCAUAAUAUUUUACGUUUUAUGUGGGGAAAAUGAGGAAAAAACAUUAAGAAUCCUCAACAGUAUUAAAUCUCAGUAAGAAUAAGGGUAGUCUAUUUUGUGUUUCUAAAGGGGUAAUCUACCAAUUUCAUACACAUUCAGUCUUAAAAACACUUCACAUCUGUGAGUUUUAAUUCAUUAAACCAUUGGAGCAGAAAUUUUACAAUCUGCAUACAGAUUGUUCUCAAAUCUAAGGUAGAGACGUUGUACUCUGCUUUCAUCUAUAAUGCUGUGGCAUUACUGACCUGCAAAAUCUCUAAAUUUUUAAGUGCUUACAGAGAAUUUGUACUUAAGUUUGCAGGUGUAUCCAAGAAUGAACUAUAUCCUGUUGGAGAUUAACAAUUGAUACUUUUCAGGUUUGGAAACUGUUAUUUUCACUGACAUGGACAGCAGUAGUUUGAAAAAUGGGGAUUUAAGUACUUAACAAUGGGUGGGGAAUUCCUGUUACAUAAUGUGCCUUUGGAUAUUUUGAAUUCAUCAUGUUGAUACGUGCAACAUUCAUCCAUGUUUGAAAUGUUACCAAACACAACUUUUUUCUGAUGUUACUUUCUAGAAUUGUUGCUAGUUUCAGAUUAAUUUUGAGUGGCUUAUGAACAGUACCAUGGAUAAACUUGUAGAGAGCUGCAAAUGUAAUCAGGAUUGGGUCUGUUUUACUAAACUUCAGACCAUAAGUAGGAUCUGUAAAAUAGCAACUUGUUUCAUCUGUUUGGCUAGCAGGUUACAUUUCAAAUGUUUUGCACUGCUUUCAUAUGAUGGUAUUUCUUUCUAAAAUGCGCUGUUGGAAACUUUUUAAAUGUAACACCAGCUCUGUUUUGAAUGUGCCUUAUUAAAGUUUCUUAUCCAAAUUUAAAUAAAAUUUGU